Messenger RNA from Euleptes europaea (tarantolino), 701 nucleotides. It is a transcript of the gene PMCH, whose product is annotated as pro-melanin concentrating hormone. The coding region runs from base 28 to 531 and encodes 167 amino acids. Gene Ontology annotation, molecular function: melanin-concentrating hormone activity; type 1 melanin-concentrating hormone receptor binding. The record is from RefSeq and is a predicted model, not a curated record. Lineage: Eukaryota; Metazoa; Chordata; Lepidosauria; Squamata; Sphaerodactylidae. The transcript has 3 exons. Gene Ontology annotation, biological process: chemical synaptic transmission; behavior.
UUUUAUGCACACAUUAAACAUCUGAGAAUGCGUAUUUCAUCCUAUGCAUUAAUACUAAUUUUCUCUCUCUUUUCCCAAGGUUUCUUAUUUUCUGUUUCAAAAUCGGUGCGAAAAGCAGAAGACGACAUGCUAUUAAGUACAUUCAGACUCGGAAAAGUAAUCCAGAAUGGAGGUAAAGCUGAAAAGUCACAGCCCGCAUCUUCGCUUGAACAUUAUAAAACCGAGGACAGCGGCUUUCUGAAUGAAGAGGAAGAUGGAGCCCCAAAGUUCUCUAACAUCGGCUCUAAGCACCACGACAUAAGCCACGGCCGACCGCUGAACCUGCCGCUUAAGCAGCUUCCACCUUAUUUUUCACUGGAGGAACCUGCAGCUUUUCCAGCUGAAGCUGAAGUACAAAGUAUUGAGUCGAUACAGGAAAGGAGAGAGACGGGGGAUGACGAAAAUUCCGCUAAAUUGCCUAUCGGAAGAAGAGAUUUUGACAUGCUCAGGUGCAUGCUGGGAAGAGUGUAUCGACCGUGUUGGCAAGUCUGAAGCACGACCGCAGGACGUUUGGAAGAGAAAAAAACCAUUUUCAUGAAAAUUAAAUGAUGCUGUGGUUUAAAUGUUUAUUGUGUAUGUGUAUUUUGGGGUGGCGGGAUGUCUAAAUAUUUGAAUGUCACAACAACACAUGAUCAAAUAACUGUACUUAUUAUACUGCAUUA